Molecule: messenger RNA, 1752 nt
Organism: Lobosporangium transversale
Lineage: Eukaryota; Fungi; Mortierellomycota; Mortierellomycetes; Mortierellales; Mortierellaceae
Exons: 1
Coding region: 27-1574 (515 amino acids)
Source: RefSeq, a predicted model, not a curated record
CAGCAUCCUCUCAUUUGAAUUGUAACAUGAGCGACAGUAUAAAUCCCUUGCAUAUUCCUGAGAUCAUUCUCCUCACAGGUGCCUUCCUCGAUGUAGAAGGCCUUCUAAACUGUAUUCAAGUCUCCAAGGCUUUCUACAACAUACUUAUUGGGCUUCUUUGGAGAAGAAUCGUUAUCGGACCUUCACCAGCCGAAUAUCCUUCUAGAGAAGUACUGCAGAAAUACAAGGGGCACAUUGAGGAGAUUGUGUUUAUAAACAACUUCCCUAAAGAGUAUACGGAACUGCAAGGAUGUACUCGUCUCCAGUCCAUCUAUUACAGGUCAAGGCUUCGUAUGGCGAUUGGAUCAGAUUGCCUAUUAAAACUUUCCAAUCUCAUCAAGGCACACCAUCCCACUAUCACCAGUAUUUAUUUCCACGCAUUUCAAAGUUCACAUGGGCUCUGGAAGGCACUACUGGAAUGCACCAACCUCAAUAUAUUGAAGGCUUGUAAUACGAGUAUAAAGGAUGGGGUCGAUCUAUUUCUUCAAGUCUGCAAGAAACUGAGACAUUUGACCUUGGAAGAUGUAGCCAUACAUCAGCUGCCUGCCAACUUUCUAAGUAAUGAGGCCAACGAAUAUUCCCUCCCAAAUAUGCACACACUGUGUAUUGAGAGGGUCAAGAUAGCCGGCCCUCCCAAACCGUACACCAGCUGGUAUUGCCUUGGGACGUUGGUUAAGAGAUGUCCAGUAUUGUGUGAACUGAUUGUUGACGACAGCUACGAGCAAUAUCAUCAAGCGGACUUCUACAGAGCAAUACUCCUUCAGCAUCCCUGGGCUCUAAAUAGUUUAUCAGCGCUGAGUUUGCAUAAUAUGACAAUAGAGGACAAGGAUAUGGCAGCACUUCUUGGUCGUAUGACUGGAUUACGACAGCUAUCCUCCCUAAAAUGCGAAUUCGGCCAGUUCUCUUUACAGGAGCUACUAGCAGACAAGCAAGAGAUACUGGAUGAUGGGGAAAUAGUACAAAAGGCAAGGCUUCAGAGACUCUGUGAGACACUUGAAAUAUUGGUGCUCUAUACAUACAAUGCCGGCAUUGGUCAAGCUGUGUUGUCAAGUUGCCCACGGCUGAAAGAACUAGAGGGACCUAAAAUUACAGUGACAGAGAUUGUCAAUGGAGCAGAAUGGGUAUGCACAGGACUGACUGAUUUGACUAUCAUUCUUGAGGCAGACGUUGAUCAAGAGACUAAAGAAGGCAUGGCAAAGACGCGCCUUGCGUUUAGACAACUAGGCAGGUUAACUAAGCUACGAUCGCUUGCCCUACUAGAUAGCUAUUCGUGGAAUGAAGCUAGAUCGGUGCUGAACUUGAGGCUAAAGACAGGUCUAGAUGAACUAGCCAAUCUGAAGAGUCUACGCUCACUAAGGUUAGAAGACGAUAAAUACUGGCAAAUACAACUUGAGGAAGCGACAUGGAUGGUGAACAAUUGGCCAAGUAUCAAAUUCGUGGGUAGCGAUCUGAGCGAUGAGGAAGCUGAACCUAAUUUGGCGAUGGAGUUCCUAAAGUCGCACAACAUAUCCAAUAUCUGGGAGGACAUGGAUUAAAGAAGAAGGGGAAAGCAUUGUCAUACCAUAACCUGAUAUAGAGGAUACAGAUCUUGGGCAUGGGACUUUUAGUGCAUGCCUACUUCAUGAUCGUCAAAUGAUUUAAAUGAUGUUGGUUAUAAGAGUCACUAUAGUAAUAAAAACAAAUACAAAGCAUUGCACAUUGCCGAAAGUGGAG